Molecule: messenger RNA, 1249 nt
Organism: Galendromus occidentalis (western predatory mite)
Lineage: Eukaryota; Metazoa; Arthropoda; Arachnida; Mesostigmata; Phytoseiidae
Product: mitochondrial folate transporter/carrier
Exons: 6
Coding region: 147-1064 (305 amino acids)
Biological process (GO): transmembrane transport; nucleotide transport
Source: RefSeq, a predicted model, not a curated record
GCUGCUUCUACCAGUAGUGUCUCUCGAAGAUGGCGCAGACCCAAGAGAGGCCUGUUCUGUUUGUGUAUUUCUCGAGUGAAUCCAGAUGAGUUUUCUUCGUUGAGGUUCCGUGUCGCACGUCACAGUGGACUCAGGCUCUGAGCACCAUGAGCUCCAACCAGCGAGAAUGGCAAGCUCUCAGAAACCUGCUGAUACCGGUGCAGUAUAAUCACCUAGUCGCGGGGAUCACAGGAGGAGUGACUUCGACAUUGGUGCUGCAUCCUCUCGAUCUUCUGAAAAUCCGAUUGUCGGUCAACGAUGGCCGGCUCAAGUCUCGUCCGUACUACCAUGGCAUCAAGAACGCCAUCAAAACCAUUUAUAAGGAAGAAGGUAUCCGAGGCAUGUACCGUGGAGUGACCGCCAGCUGCAUAAGCGCCGGAGCAUCGUGGGGUUUCUACUUCUAUUUCUACAACUCCAUCAAAAACUGGAUGCUCGACGGGAACAAUCAAAUCACCCUAGGACCCUGGAACCAUAUGUUAGCGGCAGCUCAAGCAGGUUCAAUAACCAUGGUUCUCACAAACCCGAUCAUGAUGGUCAAAACGAGGAUGUGUCUCCAAUACGCCGACCAUUACAUGAAUAUACCAACCUAUCGCAGAUACACGGGCAUAAUUGAGGCUUUCCGUAAGGUCUACAAAUACGAGGGUGUCGGCGGCCUCUACAAGGGUCUCGUUCCCUCGUUGUUCAACGUGUCGCACGGCGCACUGCAGUUCAUGAUCUAUGAAGAAAUGAAAGACUGGUAUUAUGUGCGGACGGGUAACAAGAAGUUGUCGCAUUGGGAAUAUCUGGGUUUCGCAGCCGUAUCGAAACUCAUCGCCGCCUCUGCAACCUACCCGUUUCAACUCGUGCGCGCUAGGCUGCAAGAUCAGCACCAGCAAUACAGCAAGUUGAAGGAAGUCAUCAAGAAGACUUGGAAGGGCGAAGGCAUCCGAGGCUUCUAUAAAGGCAUGACCGCGUACUCACUCCACGUAACGCCGAAUAUAUGCAUCGUGUUCUUGAUUUAUGAAGAGCUUGCCCCUUCCGACUAGACGAACGGAGUGAAAUCGGUGCAGAAGAAGAGACUGUUCCUCGAGAGGUUGUGAAAUCUCGCUCUGACACCUUCGGCUUCGGAGGCGGCCGCGGGUCUCUCUUAGCCCUAGCAAACCAUUUGAGUGUUGUCUCUGAAGUGGGGGGAGCGGUCUUCAUGUAUGAUCACAUUGUGUAGAAGCCAAGC